AUGCCAUCGAAUCUUGAAGAUCCGACGCCGACAAAGCACAUCACACGUCAAGCAAACGUUUUGCGCGCCCGAUAUCUCUCUGUCCGACUCCUCCUUUUUAGACCUUUCCUAUCACAGGUGCACCAUUCAAAAGCAGAAAACGCUUCUGGUGUCAACUUGUACUCGGAAGCUCAAAUCAUCGGAAACGUGGUCCUUCAGUGCCAGAUUCAAUGUGUCAAAGCUGCUGAGGAUAUGAUAGGUUUCAUCGUCAGAAAUCUACCAGAGCAGACGCAAGCGUAUAUAUUACCAUCGAACUGGUACACUGUCUCAUAUAUAUACAUGGCGGUAACUAUUCUGCUUGCAGCACAAAUGUCCUCACAGAUAGUGGAACAUUUCUCCCUUGCUCGUUUGAAAAACCUUUUACAGAAGGCUCGUGAUAUUUUGAAAGAGUAUGAAAAGAACGCUGCGUUGGCUUCGAGAUGCAGCUCUGUUCUCAAGUUGAUCCAAGAAAACAUUGAUAUGCGCAGCUCUGAAACAGACUGUGCUGCCGGAGAAGGCCCCCAAGAUGCAAUCAACCAUGACAACACAAUGAUACAAGGCGCAACCAUGGAAGGGCAGGAGUCUCAAACUAAUCUAGAAAACUUGGCAUGGCUCGAAAAUUAUGCGUUUGAUUGGAACGAUUGGCCUUUGUUUUUUGCACAACUGGACGACGAGACCGGUCCGGCCGAAAGAUGCGGAAUGUAG
Messenger RNA from Penicillium coprophilum, 723 nucleotides. RefSeq names its product fungal specific transcription factor domain-containing protein. Gene Ontology annotation, biological process: positive regulation of transcription from RNA polymerase II promoter by galactose. NCBI's taxonomy places the organism in Eukaryota, Fungi, Ascomycota, Eurotiomycetes, Eurotiales, Aspergillaceae. The record is from RefSeq and is a predicted model, not a curated record. Gene Ontology annotation, cellular component: nucleus. The coding region runs from base 1 to 723 and encodes 240 amino acids. The transcript has 3 exons. Gene Ontology annotation, molecular function: DNA-binding transcription factor activity, RNA polymerase II-specific; RNA polymerase II cis-regulatory region sequence-specific DNA binding.